Molecule: messenger RNA, 1908 nt
Organism: Alternaria atra
Lineage: Eukaryota; Fungi; Ascomycota; Dothideomycetes; Pleosporales; Pleosporaceae
Exons: 7
Coding region: 1-1908 (635 amino acids)
Biological process (GO): fumarate transport; transmembrane transport; succinate transport
Molecular function (GO): actin binding
Source: RefSeq, a predicted model, not a curated record
AUGUCAGCAAAGUCAGUACAAGGGCCUGGCGGCAAGAAGCCCGCUUCGGCGGCCACAAACCUGAUUGCCGGUGGUGGCGCCGGAAUGAUGGAAGCGCUCGCGUGUCAUCCUCUAGACACAAUCAAAGUCCGAAUGCAACUGUCAAGACGAGCUCGCGCGCCAGGAAACAUCACUGAUUCAAAUAUACUACAGGCGAAGAAGCGCGGUUUCAUUACGACCGGAGCCGAGAUCGUAAAGAGGGAAACCGCAUUGGGUCUAUAUAAGGGAUUAGGCGCUGUGCUCACAGGCAUUGUCCCAAAGAUGGCUAUAAGGUUCACGAGUUACGAGUGGUAUAAGCAGUUAUUGGCCGACAAAGAAGGCAAUGUCGCGUCAAAGUCAACAUUUAUGGCUGGUCUCGCUGCUGGUAUUACGGAAGCCGUCUUUGUCGUCACACCCAUGGAGGUCGUCAAGAUCCGUUUACAAGCGCAACACCACUCGAUGGCCGACCCGCUUGACGUACCCAAGUACCGAAACGCCGCCCACGCCAUGUAUACCGUCAUAAAGGAAGAAGGCGCAGGCGCAUUAUGGCGUGGUGUCUCGCUUACAGCGUUGCGCCAGGGAACAAAUCAAGCCGCAAACUUCACGGCGUACUCGGAACUGAGAGCACGAUUACAGAAGUACCAUGGCACUACCGACCUACCUGGUUAUGAGACAAGUUUAAUCGGCCUGAUAAGUGGCGCCGUUGGUCCGUUUACGAAUGCGCCAAUUGACACUAUCAAGACGAGGUUACAGAAGACGCCUGCGGAGGCGGGUCAAAGUGCUGUCCAGCGGAUAGUGAACAUCGGGAACGACAUGUGGAAGCAGGAAGGUAUCCGCAGUUUCUACAAAGGUAUUACACCGCGUGUCAUGCGAGUCGCCCCCGGUCAGGCCGUCACGUUUACCGUAUACGAAUAUCUGAAAGCUUCCCAAGAGCUCAAGUCUGCCCUCGGCAGCCUCAUAACCUCAACCACGCAACGCGGUAUCCUAGCCACAAUCCAAAACGAAACUAUUGUCCCCAGCGGUACAAUAUCCUCGUCGUCAUCCACCUUCACCACCGACCUCUCAAACCUUCAGUCCCAUAUCCAACCCAAUGCCGCCCUCUACAUCCUCCUCCGCCGCGCAGACUCCCUCGCCUCACCCGACAAGUCCCUCGUAGCAGUAACCUACGUUCCCAACUCGGCGCCCGUACGCCAAAAAAUGCUCUUUGCGUCCACACGCCUCACACUCGUGCGUGAGUUGGGCGGAGAACACUUCGCCGAAAGCGUCUUCACAACCGAAGCUUCGGAGCUCACGUCAGAAGGCUGGGAGAAGCACCUAGCGCAUACUGAGUCUGAGAAUCCGCUGACGGCAGAAGAACAAUCGCUGCAGGAUAUCAAGGCUGCUGAGGCGCUGGAGAGCAGAGGGACGCGCGGCCAAGGUCUUGCCCAAGGAGGAAGAAUUGCUAUUCGUGCUGAUGACGAGAUUGGCGGUGCGUUGAAGAAGUUGGGUCAGGGUGGAACGGAUAACCUUGUGCAGUUGCGCAUGAAUGGCUCAAAUGAGACCCUUGAAUUGGUUUCUUCUUCGUCAGCAACGCCUUCCACCAUCUCCCAGGCCAUCGAUACAAAGGAGCCAAGGUAUUCGUUCUACCGCCAUGACGACGCUAGCGCGAGUAUCGUGUUCAUAUCGACGUGUCCUAGUGGAGCGAAGAUCAGAGAGAGAAUGUUGUAUGCGGCGAGCAGAGGCAAUGUGGUUAGCCUGGCGCAGAAUGAGGGUGGGCUAAAGGUUGAGAAGAAGAUUGAGGCAACGGAUCCUGAGGAGAUUACUGAACAAGUUAUCUUGGACGAGUUCAAGGUGGAGAAGAAGGAGGAGAGCAAGGGAUUUGCUAAGCCGAAGAGGCCAGGACGGAGGUAG